This is a messenger RNA of Phalaenopsis equestris, 2039 nucleotides long. Its product is annotated as alpha-humulene synthase-like. Gene Ontology annotation, biological process: diterpenoid biosynthetic process. Bases 109 to 1764 code for a protein of 551 amino acids. Lineage: Eukaryota; Viridiplantae; Streptophyta; Magnoliopsida; Asparagales; Orchidaceae. Gene Ontology annotation, molecular function: magnesium ion binding; terpene synthase activity. The record is from RefSeq and is a predicted model, not a curated record. The transcript is spliced from 7 exons.
UGUCGGCAACAAAUUUAUUAUAAAUAGCUGAUCUAAAGCAAAUUAUAGCUUCCACCGCCAUAUUCACUUCUCUUUUCCUCUACUUAAAUUUCCAUAAGAAAUUCUGUAAUGGAGAUUCAGCCAUCUUCCCAGCUCGGACUUGAGGAAGUUGAACGCCAAUCUGUUGAUUAUCAUCCAAGUAUUUGGGAAGACUUUUUCAUAAAAAAUCCCCCCGUCUCACAAGAAAAGCUGGUAAUGGCAUUUGUAAAGCUUCGAAAUGAUGAGCUGAAGACCGAGGUAAGGAAAAUGCUCGUGGAUGCCACUGAUACCUUGCAAUCGCUCGAGCUAAUUGACAGAAUCCAACGUCUCGGAGUAGCAUAUCAUUUUGAAAAAGAAAUCAACGAACAAUUACUCAGAAUUCAUAAUACAUACUUUGACAGCAAUGAUUUAUACGCAGUAGCUCUCCACUUUCGAAUUUUGAGGCAGCAAAGAUACUACAUAUCCUGUGAUGUGUUUGAAAAGUUUUGUGAGGAGAAAGGAGAAUUCAGGUGUUCACUUAGCUCCAAUGUAAAUGCCUUACUAAGCUUAUAUGAGGCAGCUUAUCUUUCUUUGCCCGGUGAAGAAAUAUUGGAUAAAGCAAAAAUAUUCUCAAAACCUUUACUCAAAACAUCUUUAUGCAAUUUGGAAAAGCAUUUGGCAAUGAUGGUUUCAGCGGCUUUGGAUGUGCCAUUGGUCAGAAGAGUAGAUCGGCCAAGGACCAAGCUUUACUUGUCAAUCUAUAAAAACGAUAGCUUGUUCAAUAAACUGUUGCUCGAUUUCGCUAAAUUGGACUUCUUUAUAUUGCAAACUCUCUAUCAAGAGGAAGUUAGGAGUUUAUCCAUAUGGUGGAAAGAUUUAGGUUUGGCGAAGUGUUUUCCAUUCUCACGGGAUAGAAUAGUAGAGUUAUCGUUUUGGUUAAUUUCGGUGCACCAUGAGCCAUUCUUAUCACGUGUAAGAAACAUGCUGACAAAGUUGCUGGCACUACUUUCUCUUACGGAUGAUAUUUAUGAUAAUUAUGGGACCGUUGAAGAGCUUGAGCUUUUUACCAAUGUAAUCAAGAGUUGGGAAAUUGAAGCUGUUAGCAUGUUGCCCAAAUACAUGCAACCAUGCUUCCUAGCAUUUCACAAAACCAUCAAUGAAUUUGAAAGAGAGCUAGAACAAGAGCAAUAUUCCUUUCGGGUACAAUACCUUAUAGAAGAGAUUAAAAAGAUGGCUCAAGCAUAUUAUGAAGAAGCUAAGUGGUCUAGUGAAUUAUAUGUGCCCAAACUAAAAGAUCAACUAAAGGCUUCCCUUGCUACAGCUGGGCAUUCUGUUAUCUCAUGUGCAUCAUAUAUGGCCAUGAGAGAGGACAUUCCAGAGAAUUUGUUUGAAUGGGUAACAAGUAUGCCUGCAAUAAUGACAUCUAGUUCUUUGAUUGGUAGAGUUAUGAAUGACCUUGCCUCAUGUGAGUUUGACCAAAGUAAGGGACAAGUUGCUUCAACUGUCCAAUGUUAUAUGGUUGAGCACAAAAGCUCCAAGGAAGAAGCACGCAUGAAGCUUAUGGAGAUGGUAGAGGAAGGAUGGAAAAUAAUAAAUAGAGAGUUCAUGUUUUCAACCAUUUCAAUAGCUUUAAUUCAAACAAUCAUAAACAUUACUAACUUUAAUGUGUUGGUUUACAAAGAUAAAGACCAUUAUACCAACUCUAACACGAUUAUGAAAGAUUAUAUCAUGGACGUGCUGGUUGAGACAGUUGAGUUAGAUUUAUAGGCUACACAUAACAUCUUUUAUUAUUCUUUAGAAAUCCCUCGAGCAUUUUACUUUUCAGUGCAAGGACAGUUCAAUGUUAUUUAGAGUUGAAGUAUGUAAUAUGUUUAGCCUUUGAUAGUAAUUGUUAAGCCCUAUUGAUGAUUUUUAUUGUCUCAUUUGCCAAGAAAUUUGUAUGAAAGCUAGCUUUUACAUUUUUGGUUAUUCUUCCUCCAUGAGUGAUAUAUCACAUCACGGAUUCACCUUAAUAGGAUAAAUAAUUUCGGUACACGUUUUUC